Messenger RNA from Gekko japonicus, 2294 nucleotides. RefSeq names its product StAR related lipid transfer domain containing 3 (gene STARD3). The record is from RefSeq and is a predicted model, not a curated record. The coding region runs from base 62 to 1387 and encodes 441 amino acids. The transcript is spliced from 14 exons. Gene Ontology annotation, molecular function: lipid binding. NCBI's taxonomy places the organism in Eukaryota, Metazoa, Chordata, Lepidosauria, Squamata, Gekkonidae.
UGAGGUCACGGAUGACGCGUCCGCGUGCGAGCCCCCGAGGACUCCCCCGCUCCGCCCGAGGAUGAGCAAGCCGUGGGGCUUGCCGAACGGUGACCUGGAGCAGAGCCUUCCCGCGAUUGCUUCCUCGCUCUCACACAGCCAGGGCUUCUCCCCGCACCACUACUUCUCUCCCGAGAGGAGAAAGAUCAUUUCCGAUGUCCGGCGGACCUUUUGCCUUUUUGUGACCUUUGACCUCCUUUUCAUCUCACUCCUCUGGAUCAUUGAGUUGAAUACCUCCAAAGGCAUCCAGUAUAAUUUGAAAGAAGAAAUUAUCGACUACAACUUUAAGUCAUCUUUUUUUGACAUAUUUCUCUUGGCAGUUUUCCGGUUCUUAUUGCUGCUUUUGGGAUACGCCGUUCUAAGGCUCCGCCACUGGUGGAUUAUUGCAGUCUCAACCUUGGUGUCCAGUGCCUUCCUGAUAGUGAAAGUUAUCCUCUCAGAUCUCCUGGCCAAAGGUGCCUUCGGUUACCUCCUGCCCAUCGUCUCCUUUGUCCUCGCCUGGUUGGAAACAUGGUUUCUGGAUUUCAAAGUUUUACCUCAGGAGGCCGAGGAAGAGCAGUGGUACUUGGCGGCUCAGGCUGCUGUGGCCCGUGGACCCCUUCUUUAUUCAGGAGCGCUCUCCGAUGGCCAGUUCUAUUCCCCUCCAGAAUCUGCUGCAGGCUCAGACGAGUCGGACGAUGAGCUGUUGGGAAAGAGGGUGUUGACCGAGGAGGAAAGGGAAUAUGUCCGGCAAGGCAAGAUGGCCAUGGAAGCAAUGGACCAGAUCCUGGCUCAAGAGGAGAACUGGACCUUUGAGAAAUGCAGUGAAUUUGGCGACACGGUGCACUCCCUCGAAAUGCCUUUCUACGGCAAGGUUUUCAUCCUCAAGGCUGUCCUGCAGUGUCCGGCUGAGAUCAUCUACCAGGAGAUGAUUCUCCAACCCGAGAAGAUGGUCCUGUGGAAUAAAACUUUGUUAGCGUGCCAGAUCUUACAACGAGUCGACGACAACACGGCAAUAUCCUACGAUGUGGCCGCAGGCGCUGCCGGAGGUGUGGUGUCACCCAGGGACUUUGUCAAUGUGCGUCGGAUCGAAAGGAGGAGAGACCGCUACAUUUCAGCAGGGAUGGCCACAGUUCACGGCUCGCGCCCUCCGACUUCCAAAUACGUCAGGGAAGAGAAUGGGCCGGGGGGCUUCGUCGCCUUGAAAUGCCCCACGAAUUCGAACCUCUGCACCUUGAUCUGGGUACUCAAUGCAGACCUCAAGGGUCGGCUUCCCCGAUACCUCAUCAACCAAAGCCUGGGCGCCACCAUGACGGAGUUUAUGUUCCACUUGCGCAAACGGGUUCUGGAGGUCACGGUGCGGUCUUAAGCUCCGGGGGAUUCUUUGCUCUGACGUUGCCUCCGGAAGGGUGCUCAGAGCCCAGCGAGGGCUGAAGAACCGGAGUCCCUUUUCUUCCGACGGGAGCGGAGCAAUCUUGUCUUACAGCAAAAGGCACAACGAGCCUCUUGCAGCGUUUUCGGGAUGUGGGCCAGAGAAAAUGGCCAAGCGGGAGCGAGACCACAGGCGGUUGUGACCGGAGCAGAUCGGAGAGGAGUGCCGUGGCGUCUUCCUCCGAUGAUCAGAACUUACGUUGCUGCCGGAACCGGAGCCGCUUCUGGGUUUCAGCCGUGCCAAAUCCCUUCACAAUCAUGCUUCCGGAGUCUAAGUGCUUUACCUGUAUAACUUUCCCCCCCCUUUCUCUGGACAAGAAUCAUUGUGGUUUCUGGUUGUUGUGCGCCCAGAAACUUACUUAGAUGCCUUUCCUUUUGAACAGCCUGGCAGGUCCAGCCGGGGGGUGGGGGUGGGGUAGCAGUUGGAGCCCAGACCCUCGUCCAGGCGGCGCCUAAGUCAAAAGCAUUGCGUUGCCUCCCCUCCUCAAACACUGUGGGUGCAUCUGGAGAGACAGCUGCCUGGGUCCCUGUGGCUGCAAGCUUCUCAUUCCUGCGAUGCGAAGGAGUUGGGUUAUCCUGCCGUCUGCUUUCACAGGUGGCGCCGGGGCGACCUUUUCUGUCCCAGUCCCCUCUUGCCUGGCUUUCCGGUUCCUCCCUUGAGCGGCAAAUGGCCAAGCCCGCCUCUCCCAGUCCAAACCGACCCAUUCCACGACGGCUGGCAGCUCUGGCUGUUUGUAGUUUGCCUUCCGCUCUCUUGUGAUCCUUGAGUCCCACAUUAUGUUUCUAUCUCCCCCCUCCCCCCCCCAAAAAAAAGCCUAGGGUGGUGGCAGAGGAACCUAAUGCCU